AUGGAGGACCGACGUCUGGCCGGCGCGAGGUCAGUCGCAUCGUUCCGAACCGCGCAGACCCGAACGCCCAUCUCCCGAGAAUCAUCGCCAUACUUUUCGUCCCAGGCUCGAGAUCCCAACAACAAGAGUACCAACUCUACCUACUUCACGGCUACCCCUGAAGCAUCAUCCUCUACAGACCGCAGGGCGGGCUUGGUCUACACCCCAAGCUACGACUACUAUGACGACACCAGCGGCACCACUGGUUCUCGUCAGCCCAAACCAUCCUCUGGCCACUCAUACGACUCCAAAUUGGGCCAGUCUUACACCUCCCGUCCCGGAACUUCGUACAGCAGUCGCACAUCUCGGACUCCUCUCCCUGGCAGCGAAAAUCACAAGAUUGUGUGCGCGCUGACCGAAGCUCGAGGGGUUACUCCGUCCGUCGGUAUGGCAUCGAUCAACGUUGCCACUGGCGAGGUGAUUCUCAGCCAAAUCUCAGAUAGUCGGUUCUUCACCAGGACGAUCCACGAGCUUCAAAUUAUGGAGCCCCAUGUCGUCUUGAUUGUCAGCACGGCUUGCCCGCCGAAUCCAAAGUCGAGACUGUACAGCCAUAUCGAAGAGAACAUGCCCGGCACCAAAAUUGCUCCCGUUGACAGAAGGUGCUGGUCAGAGCUAGAAGGCAUGCACCGAGUCAACACAUGUGCCUUUCGAGAGGAUGCCGAGUCAAUCAAAGUAGCUCUGGAGGGCAGCUUUUAUGCGACUUGUUCGUUCGCCGCGGCGGUUAGCUUUAUCGAGGAUCAUUAUGCGAUUCGCGUCUUCCCCAACUCCUUGCGAGUACGCUUCCAAUCGUGCGAAGACACCAUGAUGAUCGAUGUAUCAACCAUCUUAUCACUCGAAAUUAUCCAGAACCUUCGGAAACCACAGUCAAAGGACAACCUGGUCGGGCUGUUAAAUCAGACGAAAACGCCAAUGGGCUCGCGAGUCCUGCGCAGCAACUUGCUACAACCUAGUACACUCAAGGAAGCAUACCUGGACCCGAGAUAUGAAGCUGUUGAGGAGCUGCACAAAUCUGUCGACAUGUUUGUAGACGUCAGAAAAGCGUUGAGCUUCCACGACGUCGAGAAAAUGUUGACCCGGCCGUCCAUCGCAGCAACAGAAUCCUCCAUGGACAGUGUUCUCAAAGUCAAAGCCUUUGUCGAUGGGUUGCCCGAUCUGUAUCAAGCAAUGAGACCUGCUGUUUCGCCACUCUUAACCAAGAUCCGUGACCUUUUUCGCCCUGAAAUGAUUGCCCCUCUGCGAACUUUGAUAUACGAGACAAUCCACGAAGAUGUCACCCAUACCAAGAAAGCUCUCGAUCAGCGCAACCAAAGAGCUUUUGCCGUCAAGGCUGGUGUCAACGGUCUUCUGGAUGUCGCUCGGCAGGCAUACAAGGAGAAUACAGAAGAUGUCCACAAGCAUGUGGACCAAGUCAACGGUGAACUUGAUCUGGAUGCCAAACUUCAGUACGAUCCAAAGCGCGGCUACUCUCUCCGCAUGCGAGAAGUAAAUUUCGAAGAUCGACCAAUCCCGGGCAUUCUUGUCAACCGAGUUGUGAAGCGCGGCAAUCUCGAAUGCAUGACGAUCCGCCUCAAGCAGCUAAAUCAGCGGAUUUCCGAUUCUGUGGCUGAGAUCGCCAUGCAAUGCGACAAGGUGAUUGAGGAUCUCAUCGACAACAUCAGAACUCAGAUAGCGGUUCUUUAUCGUAUCUGUGAAUCAGUCGCUCUGCUUGAUAUGCUGGCCUCGUUUGCUCAUGUCAGCUCGACCUACGACUGGGUUCGACCAGAGGUUUCCGACACCUUGGCACUCAAGGCCGCAAGACAUCCGAUCCUAGAUAGGGAGCUGAAGGAAGAAUGCGUCCCCAACGACUUCUACGCGGAUGACAACUACCGAUUCCAGAUCAUCACCGGAUGCAACAUGAGCGGCAAGACUACCUAUAUCAAAAGCAUUGCCUUGCUCCAGAUCAUGGCGCAGAUUGGAUGCUUUGUGCCGGCCGAGCGUGCUACACUCCCCAUCGUUCACAGCAUCUUCGCGAGAGUGUCUACAGACGACAACAUCGAGGCCAAUUUGUCAUCCUUUUCGGAGGAGAUGCGAGAAAUGGCCUUUAUACUCAACAAUGUGGAUGACAAAAGCAUGGUCAUCAUCGACGAGCUUGGUCGAGCCACGAGUGCUCGUGAUGGACUCGCAAUCGCGAUUGCUAUGGCAGAAGCACUCAUCCAAAGUCGAGCGAAGGUCUGGUUCACAACGCAUUUUGCGCAACUCGCUGAAGUUUUGAACGACCGUCCCGGAGUCCUCAACCUCCAUCUCGCAAGUCAUCUUUCGAAUACGUCCAGGGGCGAUCCCAGGUUAACCAUGACCUACAAAGUCGAGUCCGGCAAGGUAGAAGAGAUACCAUAUGGCAUUCUACUUGCAAAGGCAAUGGAUUUCCCUAAGCGAUUUCUCGAUGUGGCGGAGCAUGUCUCUCAGUCCAUCCGCGAAGAUAGAUUGAAGAAACAACAAACCUCGGAGGCGCGGCGGCUGGUCAGAGAGCGCAAGUUGGUACUCAGUCUACAUGAGCAGUUGAAGCAAGCGCGCAAUUCCCAGAUGGAUGAUGCUGCCCUCGCGAGCUACCUGAAGCGCCUCCAGGUGGAGUUUGUGGAGCGCUUCGAAGCCCUCCGUGUUGCAGGGAGUCCGGACGAGGAUUCCGAAGAGGUCCUUGACGAAGAAGAAAACGAAACGUUUGAAGAUGAUGAUAUAUUUGACUCAGUCGAUGUCGAGUCUUUGUCGACACGCAGUCCAGCUGGGACGACAUAG
Messenger RNA from Colletotrichum chrysophilum, 2808 nucleotides. RefSeq lists its product as uncharacterized. Gene Ontology annotation, biological process: mismatch repair; reciprocal meiotic recombination. Bases 1 to 2808 code for a protein of 935 amino acids. Gene Ontology annotation, cellular component: nucleus. The transcript is spliced from 9 exons. NCBI's taxonomy places the organism in Eukaryota, Fungi, Ascomycota, Sordariomycetes, Glomerellales, Glomerellaceae. Gene Ontology annotation, molecular function: mismatched DNA binding; ATP binding; ATP-dependent DNA damage sensor activity. The record is from RefSeq and is a predicted model, not a curated record.